Messenger RNA from Prorocentrum cordatum, 1260 nucleotides. Lineage: Eukaryota; Dinophyceae; Prorocentrales; Prorocentraceae. The record is from the annotation of a GenBank genome assembly.
AUGGAGGCGCAGCAGCAGGUCGCGGAGGUCUUUGGGCCCGAGGCACGCCGCGGCGAGCUGGCGUCGCAGAUCGAGGCCGCCGUGCUGACGUUCGUCUGCGCGCUCGCAGAGGCUGGUGGCGAGGGCGGUGCAGAAGUGCCGCGAGCAGGUGCUGCAUGUGCGGUGGCCGCUGUAAAGAUUCUGGACGAACGACGCUCUGCUAAGGCCGCGAGUAUGCACGCGGGAGACCGUCUGGCCUCUGAGCUGACCUCGCUAUUGGAUCUGCCCGUAGCUGCGGAUGCGCGUGGGCACCAGCCUGGGUCUGCGGGGGCGCUGGACGUCGCUGGCAAGACGUGCAGGCUGAGCGGCGCGGCUAAGCGGAUCCGAUUUCGGCGCUUGGUGUCGCUGCUGGACAGCGUUCAUGAUCUCCUGUCCUCUGGGCGGCACGCCUCGCAGCGAGAGCUCUUCUACACGCAUGCGGCACUGUUCAGCAAGCAGAGGCAGAGUGACGGCCUGAUCAAGACGCUGUGUCGGGCGCUCGGCGUUCCCAGGCACUAUCUCCGUGUAGUGGGCUCUGCGAGGGGCUUGGUGCGUGGCCACCUCCGGAUUCUUGAGCCUGGCCUCGCAGGGCCAGGCGGUGCGGGCUGCUGGGUGGACGGCAUGGACCCUCUUGAGCCGCGUGGCCAUUCCAUCGCCCCAAUCUGCGCCCACCUUGUCAGUGUGGAGUCUUCUACGCGGACUGUUCUCAUUGUCGAGAAGGAGACUGUCUUUCAGCGACUUCUGUCCGAAGGCUUCCUGGAACACCACAGGCCUUGCGUCCUGAUAACUGCGCGCGGUUUUCCGGACCUGCCUACUCGCUACCUGCUUCGGCGCAUCUUUGUCGAUUGCGCUUCGCCACGCGUGUUCUGUCUCGUAGACUACGACCCCUCUGGCCUCGUGGUAGCCGCCACCUACGCUUUCGGACCAGAGGACGCGUGGAUCCAGGACGAUCUGUCGAUUCCUCUUCUGGUGCCGUUGGUGUGCCCAGGCGGGGCGGCUGGUGCAGGACGCUUCGGUCUCGGCGAGGGUGACACGAUGCCGUUGACGCCUCGUGAUGAGUCACUGCUGCGUGGUUUGCGCAAGCGCUUGCUCCACAUGCAGUCGAGGGUGCAGCCGGAAUUGCUUGAACCUUGGGAGCGUUUCGCAACUCAGAUGUCCAAGGGUGGCAUCAAGUAUGAGAUCGACUCCCUCAGUGGCCUUGCAUCACUGGUUGACUGUGUGAUGGAAGCCAGUGGAGCGUGA